Messenger RNA from Quercus robur (English oak), 2701 nucleotides. Its product is annotated as proline-rich receptor-like protein kinase PERK1. The transcript is spliced from 8 exons. Gene Ontology annotation, molecular function: protein kinase activity; ATP binding. Bases 146 to 1870 code for a protein of 574 amino acids. The record is from RefSeq and is a predicted model, not a curated record. Gene Ontology annotation, biological process: protein phosphorylation. Lineage: Eukaryota; Viridiplantae; Streptophyta; Magnoliopsida; Fagales; Fagaceae.
CAUGUUGUUGUGACCCCACUCAUCUCCUUUUUUUCUCUUUCAAACCUCAUCAGCUUCACACACUUUCACACUUCACUGCUUUUUCAAAAAGACAGACAGAGACCUCGGUGAAAUCGAACAGCCCUAGCCUUUGCAGCCGGUGGUGAUGUCGGCUCCACCUCCGGUAUCCAACUCCACCUCUCCGCCAUCUCCUCCUCCUCUGGCCACCAACGCCACCUCUCCUCCGCCGUCUACCACCAAUGCUACAACUCCUCUGCCGCCGCUUCCGUCGACCACCAUCAACACAACUUUAAGCCCUCCGCUCCCCGGGCCGCCGGAGCCGCCGGAGCCGCCGAAAGGUGGAUUGCCGACGGCGGGGCUGGUGGGGCUGAUAGUUGGGAUAGGGAUCGGAGGGUUAAUUGUGCUGAUUGGCGUGGGUAUUUUCGUAAUUUGCUAUAGAGGAAAGAAUCGGAGGAGACAGGACGGUGAUGGUGGUCCUUCACCACCACAACCACAAGUACCUAAAACUAGAAAUGAGCAUUGGCAACAAAAUUCCCUGCCACCAAAAGAUGAUAAAGUAACAUUGUUUCCCAAGCCAACUCCUCCCCCGGGAGCUGUCCAUAGCCCCGAAAUGGUGCAAGUCACCACUCCCCCUGCAUCUUCUUUUACGACUAGUAGUAUGGACUCUGAUAAACCAUUGCCACCACCAUCCCCUGGCUACACCGCAGGUCUUUCACAGGGUACAUUUUCAUCUGAAGAAUUAGCCACUGCAACUAAUGGUUUCUCCAAUACCAACCUCCUUGGUCAGGGUGGUUUUGGUUACGUCCAUAAAGGAGUCCUUCCAAAUGGGAAAGUGGUUGCAGUUAAGCAGUUGAAAGCUGGCAGUGGACAGGGGGAGCGUGAAUUUAGGGCAGAGGUUGAGGUCAUUGGCCGUGUCCACCACAAACACCUUGUUUCACUGGUUGGAUACUGCAUUUCUGGGGCACAGAGAAUGCUUGUUUAUGAGUUUGUCUCAAACUACACGUUGGAUUUUCAUCUACAUGGAAAAGGGAGACCAACUAUGAACUGGCCAACCAGAAUGAAAAUAGCUCUAGGCUCUGCCAGAGGAUUGGCAUAUCUGCAUGAGGACUGCCAGCCUAAGAUCAUACACCGUGACAUCAAGGCAGCUAAUAUUCUCAUUGACGAUAAUUUUGAUGCAAAGGUUGCAGAUUUUGGGCUUGCUAAGAUUUCAUUAGAGACUGAUACUCAUGUCUCCACCCGAGUAAUGGGAACUUUUGGUUACUUGGCUCCAGAAUAUGCUGCUAGUGGAAAGCUCACUGAUAAGUCAGAUGUUUUCUCCUUCGGGGUUGUGCUUUUAGAGUUGAUUACUGGACGCCAUCCUAUCGAUAAAACUAAUUCCUUCACCGAAGAUAGCAUGGUUGAGUGGGCAAGGCCUUUGCUCUCACAAGCUUUGGAAAGUGGCAACUUUGAUGCUGUCGUUGAUCAAAGGUUGCAAAAUGAUUACAACUCUAGUGAAAUGGUUCGAAUGGUGGCUUGUGCUGCUGCUUGCGUGCGUCAUUCAUCCCGGCAUCGGCCAAGAAUGAGCCAGAUAGUUCGAGCUUUGGAAGGAAAUCUUUCUCUAGAUGAACUAAAUGAGGGAAUCAGACCUGGGCACAGCAGAACAUUUGAUUCCUUUGGGAGUGCAGAUUAUGAUAAUGGCCAAUAUAAGGAGGACUUGAAAAAAUUCAGAAAGAUGGCACUGGAAACCCAAGGGCUAGCCACUACUGCGGAGUACAGCGUACCUAGCAGCGAGGCUGUGGUGCAGCAAUCUGGCUCAAGCAGUGAAGGUCAACAAACUACCCAAGAGGUAGAAUUGGGAAAAGUUAAAAAUGAUGCCCAAGAUUUUGAUUAAAUCUCUUGCUUGGUGAUUCCAAUUUUCAUGUAAAUUCACCUACUUUUCCUGUCCUACCCGUGCGGAAAUUUAUAAAAUUAUCACGCCCUGGCCGGGCAUGAGAAACAAGCGUAGUACCCAGCCAUUUGACAGUAUUAGUUGAUUUUUUGGUACAGAAAACCUGCUUGAGGCAGAAUAGUUGUCCUAGUGGCAUAUUUAUUCAUCAAAAUCUUCAAGGUUCUGACACCAUUUUCUAGUGGAUUGGAUGGUUUGAGAUCUUGCAAUGUAGAGAAUUUCUUACUGAUACUCAAAAGGCUGCAAACUAAUUGUGAGUGGUGUAACUUGGUCAGCAUAGCUUAUUGGAGUAGGGACCAAGUAGAAAUUGUCCAGUUCCUAUAGGAUCCAUGUGCAAGUGGGCAUGAGAAACAAGCGUAGUACCCAGCCAUUUGACAGUAUUAGUUGAUUUUUUGGUACAGAAAACCUGCUUGAGGCAGAAUAGUUGUCCUAGUGGCAUAUUUAUUCAUCAAAAUCUUCAAGGUUCUGACACCAUUUUCUAGUGGAUUGGAUGGUUUGAGAUCUUGCAAUGUAGAGAAUUUCUUACUGAUACUCAAAAGGCUGCAAACUAAUUGUGAGUGGUGUAACUUGGUCAGCAUAGCUUAUUGGAGUAGGGACCAAGUAGAAAUUGUCCAGUUCCUAUAGGAUCCAUGUGCAAGUGGGGAUAGGGCUAGGCAGCGUGAAAUGCGUUUAUUUUUUCAUGUGAUGGGAAAAUGAGAGCUAUUAAAUCAGCAAGUGGUUUGUAAUUAUGCGAAUUGUUUGAUAAUGAACAACGAAAUUUCAUUCAGUUUGGUCAAA